AUGAAAUCAUAGAAUACAUAUUAUUUAAAUGAGUGGUACUUCAAAAAUAUCACAAACAUAAUUAGUCUAAGUGAAGAUUAAAAAUAAGACCUCCUAUAAUAUGAUUUAGGUGGUACUUUUAUGUAAUUUAUAAUUAAAAGCAUAGAUUUAUAGUAUAAUUCCUCAUAAUUUACUUCCUUCUAGCUCGCUAAAGUUAAUAGUGGAAUCUUUUAUUUCACUCCAGCAUAUAAUUAUAGCUUGGCUUCAAUUAAAAAUCCAAGAAAUUGUUAAUAUUCUAAUGAGCUCUAUUAUGAUGUGAGAUGUAGUAAUUGGUUUUAAAAUACAUUUAGUUAAAACAUUAUAUAAUACCCAAAUCCUUAUCUUUUAGGAAGUUAAAUAAAAGUAGGAAUGUGCUAAAACUUGCUCAAUGAUAGUAGCUCCAAGCAUUCAGUUAUUUGCUAAAUAUACAACCUUAAUUAACUAUUUCCAGAUACAUAACAAGUUGUUUAUGACAAAAAUAAUAAUAUAACUUAUUAGACUUCACCUUACACAUUAAGAGAAUUACUAAAAAGAUAUGAAUUCGAUGAUUAAACUAUUGAUUAUAUUAUGUCUAAAUUUCCUUAAAGUUAUUUUAAAACACAUUAGAAUUAUAGUCAGGGUGACGAUCUAGGCUAUUUUGGCCUCGAUAUUCAAACAGGAAUAUUUGGUUUAUAAGUUGAAUGUUAAGGUGUUAAAAAAUACAUAAAUGCUUAUUAGGGAAAUGUCACAUACUAUCAAAACGGAUAGCAAUAUACUGACAAUAUUUUUGUAAAUUUUUCUAUUAUUGAUUACGAUAAUAUUUAAAACUUAUCUGAAACGAUGCAAAAAACAGUUUAUAGAUACAAUGUCAAUACAUUUAUAAUUGGAUUAUUGCUUUCUUCUAUUGUUCUUAUCUUUACAAUUAUUUCUACCAUCUAAAUAACAAAUAAAUUUUUAAAUUCUCUGGAUAAUUUAAUAUAAAUUUUAAAUACAUUGCACGAAACUAAAGAGAACUCAUGUCUUCUUGUAUUUGAAGACGAAAUUAUAAAUUAGAUUAUUGAUUAAAAAAAUAUUUUUCUUUUCGCAAAAGAGUUUUAUGAAUUGUUUGAAUCUUUCGAAAUAUUGCUUUAAACUCUUAAAUAUGCAUCAUUAUAAUUAACAAGUGGAAACAAAGACAACUCUUUACUGUCAUGGAGUAUGGCUGUUAAGUUUUUUCAAGCUACUAAUCAUUCACAUAGAGCAUUAGGUAUUUGCUGGAAUAAUAUUGGUAUGAUACAUUUCUAACAAAAAAGAUACAUAGAAGCUGCAUAGGCAUUUUAAAGUGCAAUCAUAUAAGCUGACUAUGAAUUGGGAUUUUAUGAUGAUAUGAAUUAUCCUUUUAAUUUUGAUAUUAAUGAAAAUAUUUUAGUAAUCAAGUUUAAAAGAAUUUACUCAUACUAACUUUCUAUUAAAAAAUGGAUGAAAAGGAAUUAAGAUAUAUCAGUAUGGAAAGAGUAUAAAUAGAUCAUGAUUAACCUAGGAAUUUUAGCUGAAAAUGUUCCUUAAUAGGUGAAUCUCAACAAAUUAGUUAUCGCACUAAAUUUAGUAGAUUCAUUAAUUGACUCAAAACAAGCUCUUAAAGCUCAAAAAUAUAUCAACUCUGCAUUCAUUUCCUUUAAAGAUUACUAAAAAGAACUCUAGAAUAGUGAUUUUGAUAAUCUAAAUUAAAAUAAAAGACUAUCUCUUUCUAAAAGUUUCUAAAGCUCUGUUUAACUGCAAAGGAAAAGGGCUUAGAGUUAAAAUUCUCCCAGCAAUAUUUAAAGCAGAAUUUAACCCUAAAAUUCACGAAUUACUUAUUAAAAUAGUUUAUUUUCAAAUCAAAGUCCUUUUCUGUCUAAUUAAAAGCAUUUUUUUCCAAAUCAGAACAUUUCUAUUCUAAAUUAAAAUAUUUCAAGCUCUAAAAGAAUUUAAAAUUAAAAUACAAGUUAUUAAACUAAUUUAUUUGAAUAAUCUCCAUUGUUUAUAAGUAACUAAAAAAUUAUGCUUGAUACUUCCUAUUAAAAUGAAAAUCAUAAAAAUUGUUUGCUUAAAGUAUAAAAAAAAUUAAGUGACUCUUUAGACAACUCUAAAAAUUCUUUUUAAUUUUGCAAAAAUUCUUCAGGAUAAAACAAAUAACUUUACUAGAUAAACGAAAACUUGGAACAAAGCUACAAUUCCUUUUGUAAAUCUUCAACUAGCUCUUUAAAAAUAUAAAGUGAGGAUAGUUUUACUUAAUUAAAUUAUUUCAAGUCUAUUUCUUUUCAUGAAAAAAAACUUUUAGUCUAAAAAAGAUUUAAACCAUAAAGCUGUGUUGGAGACUAACAUUUUGAAGAAUCUCAGAUAGGAAAUGAAUCUAAAUAAGACAUUGACCUUGAAAUUACUAAACCCUUAUAGAAAUCUUUAUAGCCAGUAAAGUCAAUUUUUGAAUAUGGUUUAGCUUCAAAAUAAAUUUACAUAACUUGGUUUAGAAAUAAAAUGAUUCAGCAUAUAUUUCAAAAUAAGAAUAAGUAAGAAAGGUAGGCUCUUCUCACAAUUCUUAAUGAAGACAUCGACUAUGAAUUAAAUUAGAAUUAAGAUAUAAAUAAUAGUCAAUUGUUAAGCUAAAAAUUUAAAAGUUUUAAUAAAAGUCCUGAAUUUUAAAAUUGUACGACUUCUAAUAAAGAAUAAACCUUGAACUCGCCUGAUAUUUUUUUUAGUAAAAUAGAAAAGAAAAAGCAAAGCUUAUCAAAUUUGCUUAAAAGAAAAAUUAUGAAAAUUAUAGGUAGUGGUGAAACCAGUAAUGGUAAUAAAUCAUCCAAUUAAAUCGUGUUAAGUAAAUAAGAAGGGAGCAAAAAAUAUAAAUAAAAUGAAAAAGAAUCCAAAUUAAAUCUUACUUUGAAUCAAAAGAAAACAAUAAAAAUAAGUGAACCAAAAUACACAAAAGCACAUAAAAUAAAAAGUUAAAAAGCUGAUGAAACCUAAGAAUUAAAAGGGAAUACAAUUUGGUAAUCUUAAAAUAUUAAUCCGUAUGAUUCUUUUGAUUAAAAAUCGAAAAAUAAUAACAUAUUUGGCAAAAAGAAUAUUUAAGAAAUACCUGAAUGUAUAUUUAAUUCGAUGAUUACUUUUUAUCAAGCCAAUGUAAUGUUUGUUUUAAAGAAUUUUACUUAAGCUGCUGAGCUCCUGACACAAAUCUUUGAAUAAAAUUAAACAUCCUUGACUUAUCUAAAUAGUAAAGUGCUUAAGCUACUUUUGUAAAUUAUUAAAAACUCUAAACUUUCACUACUACCUAUUUAUAGUAUUUAGAGCAGCUAUGGUUAGUUUAGUUUGAAUUUAUCUUUCCUUAUUGAUUGCAAUCAGCAAAUGUCUUAAUUUUAAGCCUCUAAAAUAAUUAGUUCGACAGUAUUAAAAAUACUUUAAGAACCAAAUGACAGAUUUAACAUUCAUUUAAAUAACAAAUUUUAAACAACUUUGGUUAAAGAUUUAUCUGCAUUCAAAGAUAAGUAUGCAAUAAUGUUAGAGCUAAAAAAUUUAUUUUAAAAUAUUAUUAUCAAUUUUGAUAAGGAAAAGCGCUUGUAUCCAGAUAGUAAAUUUUAAAAAACAGAUCAAGAGAAUAUUAGUAAUAAUUACUGA
Tetrahymena thermophila SB210 is the source of this 3624-nucleotide messenger RNA. RefSeq names its product tetratricopeptide repeat protein. The record is from RefSeq and is a predicted model, not a curated record. Gene Ontology annotation, molecular function: protein binding. NCBI's taxonomy places the organism in Eukaryota, Ciliophora, Oligohymenophorea, Hymenostomatida, Tetrahymenidae. The transcript is spliced from 5 exons.